Molecule: messenger RNA, 1116 nt
Organism: Sclerotinia borealis F-4128
Lineage: Eukaryota; Fungi; Ascomycota; Leotiomycetes; Helotiales; Sclerotiniaceae
Source: the annotation of a GenBank genome assembly
AUGGACUCUUAUGGUCCUUCGAUACUGGCAACAACAAUUCUUUUCCUCGUUCUCGGUGUUAUUGUUGUCUCACUCCGUUAUUAUACUCGAGUUAUCAUUCGAAAAACCAUUGGGCAUGAUGAUUUUCUCAUUCUCUUCGCUCUGGGCCUCUACAUCGUGAUGGCAUCACUACUCUUCGUCGGCGUUCAACGAGGCAUUGGCCAACAUAAGAAAGGAAUGGACACAGAUGACAUUGUUGAAAGCUCAAAGGUUUACGUCUGGCUCACAAUCUUAAUUUACAUCAAUGCUGUUACCGCGGUCAAAGCUUCCUAUGCCACAUGUCUCCUUCGUCUCACUGAAGCCAGCCCUUGUGCAUACGCUCUUUGGGCCGGGCUAGCAAUCAAUGUCAUCAUCUGCUUUAUAGCAAGCUUCUACUUGAUCUUUAAUUGCCAGCCAAUCUCAUACGCUUGGACGCAGGGCGAUUCGACUGUGGAUGGAUAUUGUAAUUACGACUCAGCGGAUGCUCUAGGAUACGCAUGGGCUGGACUAUCUAUCGCAUUAUACCUCCUCUUUACCCUUAUUCCAGUCGCACUUGUUUGGGAUAUGCAAAUGCACAUAAAAACAAAGACCUUCGUCGUCACAGUCCUAGGAUUGGGAUUAUUCGCAGGUGUUGCUUGUGCCGUCCGGAUUGGAGUGUUUGCCGUGGAUUUAGACUAUACGGAUCCACUCUAUUCAAUAUCGCCGAUGCUCAUCUGGUCCGUCGUGGAAGCUGGCUUAGGAAUCGUAGCAAGCUGUAUCGCAACUUUGCGACCCCUCCUUCGACACUACAACAUUCAAGGCUUGGAUGAGACCGAACCUGACGGCGAGGCCGCACAAGAACACGGUCAUCGAGUCCACAAAAUGUCGACCGUAUCCCAAAUUUUGAACAAGUUCACGGGUCAUGGUGCACAUACCGUUACAGUGGUCCACCAAGGAAGCCAAGCUACAAUCCCUAUGAUUGGUCAAAUCAAGGAGAGGAAGACAUAUCAUAUUGCUACUCUCCAGAGAAGUUCAGCGGACAUGCAACAUGAUCGAGAAAUGCAAGGAACUGCCGGCAAAGUUCCUGAGCCGGAUGAUGUAAAUACUGGUGGCUGGUAA